Closterium sp. Naga37s-1 is the source of this 1389-nucleotide messenger RNA. NCBI's taxonomy places the organism in Eukaryota, Viridiplantae, Streptophyta, Zygnematophyceae, Desmidiales, Closteriaceae. The record is from the annotation of a GenBank genome assembly.
AUGGCCAUUCCUCGCACGGUGCCGUUCGCGGUAGCAGCUUGGCUGAUGCUCUUCACGUCAUGUCUAGUGUCCUCUCACGCACGGGACCUCUCCAACCACCGCCUUCCCACCACCAGGAGCUCCGAAGCCGUUGCGAAAUUUCCCGCAGUUCUCUCCUGGUCUUCCCCCGAAGACGCCGGACAUGACGGCGCGCGCGGCGAUAUCGGAGAUCCGCCUUCGCACCGCAGCUCUACCGUCAUCGCCGCUGCCGCCGAAGUUGAAAAGCCGGCGCGACCCUCGACGCGGUCCGCGAUAAGCGGCUACUAUGACGGACCGCGACUGUCGGGGGAAGCGGCGAUCCCAGAGUGGUUGGACCGGGACGCGCUGCGUGAUUUGGAGGAACUACUCAAGGAUGUGCUUGGUGAGCCGCGCGGAAGCGGCGACCAUAAACAUAACGAUGAUGAUAAUGAAGUUGAUGACGAUGGCGCGUUUGGAAUUGGUGACUGGGAUUUGCCGUCGGGGCCUACCAAUUGGAGCGACGAGGGUAAAAGCGGAGGUGGUGCGUCGCGGGGAGCGAAGGACGCGAGUGCGGCGUUCGGGGAUGGGGAGCGGGAAAGCUGCGCGGGGGCAACAACCGGCGGCGCUAGUACUAGCCGCCGCAGCAGCAGCGCAGGCAACCGCGGUUCCAUCAUCCGCGGAAGCGAUUGCGGCAGCAGCGACUGUGGUGGUACGGAGAGUGUUCCGACGGGGAAGAGGCGAUCGCUGUUGGGAAAGCCGGUAGUGCCGAACCUGAUCGUGGCUCAGGACGGGUCGGGAAACGUCACUAACCUCCAGGACGCUGUGAGGAUUAUCAACAGUGAUAUGAGCAGGACAUGGUACAUAGUGCAGUUGAAGCCGGGGCGGUAUGUGGGCAACGUGCAGGUGGAGAGGGUGAAUGUGGUACUGCUGGGCAGCGGUGCAUGGCGGACGGUCAUCACAGGGAACCGCAGCAACGGUGCUGGCUUCGAUACAUGGGAUACCCCCUCCUUUGCUGCGGCGGGAAACAACUUUGUGACGAUGGGCAUUCGCUUUGAGAACACUGCACGGCCUCGCAUGGAGGCAGCAGUUGCGUUCCGAGCAACUGGGGACAGAACCAUCGCGUACCGCUGUGUCUUUUCGGGCUUCCAGGACACACUCAACGCGCAUCAAGGGCGGCAGUACUACCGCAACUGCGCCAUCUAUGGCCACGUGGACUUCAUAUACGGUCGCCAAGGAGCGGCCGUUUUUGACCGCUGCCGCAUCGCCCCCAUCCCACGCCCGGGGCAAACCAGCUCUGCCAUCAUCGCCACCCACGGCGGCAAAUCCCUCUCAUUACGUGAGGGCGGGUUUGUCUUCUACCGGUGCAUGGUUGCCGGAGUCACUCCAGGGUAG